Trachymyrmex cornetzi is the source of this 1229-nucleotide messenger RNA. It is a transcript of the gene Naxd, whose product is annotated as NAD(P)HX dehydratase. Gene Ontology annotation, molecular function: ATP-dependent NAD(P)H-hydrate dehydratase activity. The transcript has 3 exons. The record is from RefSeq and is a predicted model, not a curated record. Gene Ontology annotation, biological process: metabolite repair. Bases 202 to 1200 code for a protein of 332 amino acids. Lineage: Eukaryota; Metazoa; Arthropoda; Insecta; Hymenoptera; Formicidae.
CGGAAAAAGAAAAUUAUGAAAAUUCUCGGUUAUUUCGCUUUUUAAGGAGCAUUGUUCCUUCAUUAUCGUUCCCUUUCUUCUUGCGAAGUAGUUGAGAUCAUGCGGACGAAAAUGCAAAAGCAAAUCUUUUAUCAUCUGAUUUGCUUCGAUUUAUAAUAAAAUCAGUUACAACAAAGCUCGCAAUACAUCAGAUUUGUAUCAAUGUCCACGAUGUCUGCAUCAUCAUCUAUGGAUGAACGUAUGUUGAAGGGAAUACGGAAGGUAGUACCAAGUUUGAUCAAUACCAAGUACAAGGGUCAAGACGGCAGAAUUGGAAUCUUUGGUGGUAGCACCGAAUACACAGGAGCACCGUAUUUUGCAGCCAUGAGUGCGCUAAGAACCGGCGCUGAUCUUGUUCAUGUAUUUUGCGUAAAGGAUGCUAGCAUUCCUAUCAAGUCAUUCAGUCCAGAGCCGAUAGUUCAUCCAGUUCUGGACCAUCAGGAUGCGAUAAAACAAAUAAAACCCUGGCUUGAUCGUCUGCAUGUUAUUUUGAUUGGACCUGGACUUGGCAGAGAUGAGAAGAUAUUCAAAACAAUCGUUGAAUUGAUAACGAUCUGUCGAGAGACAAGGAAGCCUCUGAUUAUCGACGCUGACGGUUUGUUCCUGGUCUGUCAGAAGCCGGAAAUCAUAAAGGAUUAUCCUGGAGUUAUCCUAACACCUAACGCAAUGGAGUUUAGUCGUUUGAUCAAAGCAGUACUGGACAGGACUGUCCCACCUACUCCUGUAGUUAAAGUUUCCGACGUGAAGCACGUAGCAGAAACUCUUGGGAAAAAUGUCAUAAUUUUACAUAAGGGAGCAAAGGAUGUGAUUGUAGAUGGUCACAAAGGCACCGAGACUGUAUCGUGUGCAUUGGCUGGUUCUGGAAGGAGAUGUGGUGGACAGGGAGAUCUCUUAUCUGGUUCAUUAGGAGUAUUUUGGUGGUGGGCUAUCUCUGCAGGAACUAGCGAAUGUGCCUUGUCUCCUUCAAUAGUAGCGUGUUACGCCGCAUCAAGAUUAAUUCGAGAAUCCAACGCGUCAGCCUUUAAAAUAAAACAGAGGGCAAUGUUGACUUCGGAUAUGCUGGAACAGAUACAGCCGAUUUUCAGCAAGAUCUUUGAAACUCAUUGCGACAAAACUUCCUCGUUUAUUGGAAGAGGUCGAACUCGAAGUAUUGAUUCUUGAAGCAUAUACAUUUAUAUAUAAUAUACAAA